AUGUCAGCAUGUUGCUGAGGAAGAUCGCUGUCAACGCUGCCUCCAACCCCAGCGUGGAAAUCAAGCAGGACGGAGAGAGCUUCUACAUCCGCACGGCCACCCCUGUCAGGACCACUGAGAUCCGCUUCAGGGUCGGAGAGGAGUUCGAGGAGCAGACCGUGGACGGGAGGCCAUGCAAGAGUUUGGCACGGUGGAUUGCGGAGAACAAGAUGGAGUGCGAGCAGACAUUACUGAAAGGAGAGGGGCCGAAAACCUCCUGGACCCGGGAACUCACCAGCAAUGAUGAGCUCAUCCUC
Chiloscyllium plagiosum (whitespotted bambooshark) is the source of this 296-nucleotide messenger RNA. Lineage: Eukaryota; Metazoa; Chordata; Chondrichthyes; Orectolobiformes; Hemiscylliidae. The record is from RefSeq and is a predicted model, not a curated record.